UCUUGCUCUAUGGUGUUAGCUGAAGGGGGCUGGACCUGCCUCAGUGCGGAGUGGCCUGACUGGAGGAAGGAUCACUGCAGCACACAGGAACGCAAGACCCCCCUGUUGGAACCUCAUCGUCAACUCGAGGUCUGAAAACCUCUCUUAUCUUUUGAAUGGCCAAGACGGUGCAUAAGAGCAUUUCCAAAGAACAAGGCAGUCAAACACAAGCUAAGAAACGGAACUCUGCAAAGAAAUGGAAAGCUGGGUUCUAGAGGGGGACAACUACUCAUUCCUCCGCAGUGCUCCGCGCACCUUCAACCUUCGGCACAGAGACGGGCCCAAUCGUGUGGAGAUCUUUGACAUCACAAGUAUCGAGGGCUCUCGUGGUGCCAUAUCUGAAACGACUUGCCUUUGCGACAUUUUUGGGGAUGACUGCGAGUCUCCUUCUCUCUCCAGCAGCCCAGCCUCUACGUCAUUUCUAAAAAGGGAUGUGGAUACACAUUUUCCAGCAGACGAUAUCAAUGAUUCAUCAGGAUCCUAUCAUACUGCCCAUAGCUCGGAGCAGCUGAGUGACGCAAGUGAUACAUUGGAGGACUCAAAAGACCUCCCUAAACAAACAAAGGACUUGCUUGCACCUGAGACUAGGGAAUCAAGCUCACCACCGACAGAUUUAAACUUGUCAAAUGACAGAAGUGCAGUUGCUUCUGAAAAUGGCUCAUCUUCACCAACCAGAUUAGAUGAUAGUGGCCUGUCACAGACAGAGAACCAUCAAGAGUCUCAUUUGUCUCAAGACAACAUCCUAAUCCAUAAGGAUUCGUCUGCCCAGCAACUAGUAAUGUCCACGUCUGAAUUCAGAGACACUGAUAUGCGAGUAACUGAUCCAUCACCAGAAAAAAUCUCUUCUGACCUCUUUUCUGAAAUGAGGGCUAACAUAGAGCAGAAUGACACUGCCUUAUCUGAACAAAGGGACAUUAUCAACCCACCUAAACAGCAAGAAAGCCCAUUUUUAGAAAACCAAGUUCACAAAGUUACAUGUGAACCUUCAGAGAGAUCAUCACUAGAGAUAACUACAUCCAAAGUUUCUGCUGAGGAGAAUAAUGUGGCCAGUUACACUGGUGAGGAGGAGGCUAAGAUCUCUUAUCCUGAUGUUAGACAUGAUCACAGUUCAUCUACAGAAAACAUUUCACAUGUUCAAGAAACAGAUCUGGACUUGUCACCUGGAAUUAUUGACCAGAGUUGUCCAGUAACUCCCAGUCCUUUAAUAAGGCCUGUAACACCUGCCCGUGGAGAUAAUUCUUCUUUAUAUGCACACAUGGACACAAAUUUCCCAUCUGAAUCUGUUGUCACACCAGAUACAGAAGCUUUAGCAGACUCUCCUGAAGCGAUGAGGUUAGAGUCACCUCCUUUACCUGAAGAUACAGCAGGGCUACCAGAAGAACCUUGUACAGUACCAUCACCUACUCUUUCUGCUGAGGAAAACAGUGAAACAAAUAUUUCAUUUGGGCCUCAGGAUUCAGCUGUUUGUCAUGAAACAAGAGAAGUAGUGGUCUCACCUGAUCAAAGAAGAUUUCUCUCGAAUACGACAUCACCUGAGGUUAGUGAGUGCUUCACAUUCUCUGGUUCUUUAAUGGCCACUCACUCCUCCGAGCCAUCAAUACUUAUACACUCACCUGUGGGUUACACCAUCAGCCCUUCUCCAGAAUUUGAGAGAAAGGUCUUUUCAUCUGAACCUGAAGAUUUACCAUCCACUCCUGAGAUCCCUGACUUUACAGCAACACCAUCAGAUUUCAGAGGUUCUGUUUCCUCACCUGAUUCAAAACUAUGUCUCACACCUGAGUCAAGGAGCAUUACCUCUACACCAGAAAUCAGACAAAAUUUUCUUACACCUGAUUCUAUGCCAACAGCUCCUUCCCCUGAAAUGAGAUCUGCUACCUGUUCUCCAGAAAUUAGAACAAUAACAUGUAGCGUCCUGUCCCAAAGCUCAAAGUCACCUCAGAUUCAGGGAAUAACAUACAGGAUGGUUUCACCCCAGAACAAAGAAUUAGAACAAAAUCCUGAUGAAGAGGGAAUAAGAUCUGCUGAAAGUUCUAAUUCAACUACAGAUCCCAUAAAUGAGAUUAGAAACCUGGCCAGCUCACCCAUGUCACAGUUUUCAUCAACACCAAGAAGCAUGUCUAGACCAUCAUCGAUGACUUUAAGUAUACCAAGAGAUGCAACACCUUCUCCUGAAAUUAGAGAUCAAAGAUCACCUGACAGAUUUAGUGAUUACAUACCAGAACCUACAGUCCCAGAACCUUGCAUCUCUCUGGGACAGGCAGACAAUCAUCAUUCAACCAGUGAGGAAGUGGAUCUUCCUUCAUUUGUGUCAGUAGACAGAGAUCAGACUGAUGGCUACAAAGAGCCCCUUAGAAGCAGCAGCCCUGUUCUUGAUGAAUGCAAAGACAUUGCUUCUGUAGCGCUCAGCCAAAUUCCGAUAGUAAAAGACAUGGUAUCUGAACAUUCAGCUGCCAAAUUAUCUUUACAAAUGGAAGAAAGUGGAAAAAAGAUGAAUGACAACAUAUCAGAGUUAAUAACACAUGAAAACCCAAAUUCCCUAAAUUUUCAUGCACUGAAUGUAAAGUCAACAACACCUACAGUACAGGAAAAAGAUUUUUUGAAAGGUAAUGGCAGCUGCAGUGGAACAGAAAUGUUGGAGAGAGAAUCAGCAGGUAGUGAAAAGCAACUUGGCCAUACGCCUAGGGAAAGCCCCAGUGUUUUCCAUAGUGACAAUAACAGAAAGUAUGACGGGCAACCAUGCAGGAACAAGGGGUGGAGUGAAGAAAGGGUGAUACAGGAGGGGGAUACAUCAGGAAAAGGGGAGGAGAAUAUAGCAGAGGGUAGUUACAGAGGGGAACAGGUUGAGCUGUCAUUCAGGGACAGGAAUAGAAAAGGGCCUGCAAGCCCCAGCACUGCUCCCUCAAGCGGAGACCCAAAGUCUGGAAUUCCACCUCGCUGUUAUUUUGAGUCUCCCCUGACAACUCGGCAGCAACAGAGUCUUCUCAGAGCACAGGGCACACAGAAAGAGAACAAGAGUGGCGCCAGGAGGGUCCAAUCGGCUUUCCAGAGCAAACACAGUGGUGCUGGCCGUCUUCCUUCAGGAUGUACCAGUGAAACCUCCAGUAUGGGAAGUGAGUUUGAUGAAGCUGACAAUGAAGUAAAGUGGUUAACAGACGUAGCCUUUACAAGUCUAUCCAGCCCUAAAGGGGAUUACUUGGAUGUCUACAGCUCAAGCCACAGGUCAUCUACAAAUGUUUCACAGCCAUCUACCGUGGACAGUCCUGGUGCUGCAACAUGGAUGUCCUACGCAGAUUUGCAUGGCUCAACAUUGCAUGAAAAUGAUGAGCUCUUAUGCCACACUUCCUCUUUUUUGCCACAUGGUACCCUGGAUCCAUCAAAGCGUUUUGAGAUGGGUAGUUUUGAAUGUGUGGAUGUAGCAGUGGAGAGCAAGGAGGAGUUCAGGAAGGGAAAGAGGACAGUACCAAAAAGGCAGAUCCAACUUAAGAGACGCAACCCUGAUGAAUCAAAGUCUACCGAGAACGCAGAAAAUGUUAUGGAAUCUUCAUCUACAGAGAGAUGCUCAAGGGACACUGUGCUUCAUCAGCAUAGCACCCCCCCAGCAGUGCAGGAGAAUCUGUUUGGAGGUGAACCUGACAUUCAGAGCAGUCAGAAGAUGCUGCAGACGUCUGCAUCCUUCGAUGAAACCUCAACCAAGGCAAAGAUGGCUUCCUGCAUUAUCAAGAGUGUCCUUUCAAAGAAAAUGGAGACUGGUACCAAGGAAUCUUCAAGAAGUGAAUGUUCAAGUCCGUCUGAAGAUAAAAAGAAACACCCUGAAACUCUUUCUGCAGGACCAUCAAGCAAUAUAGAGAGGCACAGUUUAAGUUCUAGCCUGCCCUCUGAAUGCAGCCUGUCUUCUGAAGAUUUUGCUGGUAGAGAGGAGAGAAGCCCUUGUCUUCAGAAGAAACAGGGGCCUAAGGUUCCUCCUAAACCAUUCUUCAAAGCCAACUUUCUGCCUACUUACAGUAACUCUGACAUAGUUGCAUUUCAGAGUGAACAGAUACCCAGAAUGGUUGAUCCUUUUGAAAGCAAAACACCUAAGAAACUAAUUAUCAAGAACAAUGAAAUGGUAGAAGAAACAGCAGAAACAAAUAACUUGGGAAGGAAGCACAACAGUGACUCAGCACAUACUAUUGCCAGGAACACAAGUGCUACUGUCACCCGAGCUGUAAGCGCAACUGGCAGAACAGCAAAAAGGGAUUUGGAGGAUCCUGCAGCACUGAAAACUCAUAAACAAAAGAGUGGCAGGAGGAUGUUCUUGUCAAAGACCCCUGAAAUCACUCUUAAGCCAUGCACCAAUAAGGACAAAAAGAAGUCUUCUCUGAAGGUUUCUCUGUCUCCUGAUCACUCAACUGAAGAAUCUCAAUUAGAGGAAACACUUGAAGGGCAAGGGAGAUUUGAAUCAGAGAUAGAUGCAGAAAAUGAAGAAGAUAAUGAAACCAGCAAGCCAAAAUCGGUUAUACAUAAAGUUAGGGAUGUUCGGAAGCUGGUAAAGAACACCUACAACUUGUCCUUCAAAGCCUCAAAUACCACACACUUUGCAGAUGACCCAGUUACUCAAGAACAGAAAGAAACACAACCUCAAAUUCCUCACACCCUGCAGAUUGAAUGCAAAGCUAUCAGCUGGAAGGACAAGCAAGCAUCUGGCAAUAAAACGCCCAACUUACAAGAAGCACAAUCCUCUGACAAACCGGAAACACAUAAGGAUUCAGAGAUGUGCAGAAAUAAGAAUAUUACAGAAACAACAGACAAGACAAAGAUAAUCUUGGAGACACAGAAAGAGAUGAAUAUUCAAGUCUCUGACAUGGAAGAAUUUGCUGUAUCUAAUCAAUGUAACACUUUAUCAACAUCUGAAAAUUGUGAGCAGAGCACAAGUCUAGAUGUUCCUCCUACACCUACAAGCAAGGAAGUAUCAACAUUAGUAUUUAUGCAGGAUGCCACAUCCAAUGGUAUGCAGAAGCCAUCAAGCCCUGCUUCACCAGAUGGGAAGACUAUGAGCAGUAGCCACUCAGUGUCCAUGCUACUGAAAGAAAAAGGAAUGCAAGCUGACAUUGGUGUUUGUGAUGUCCUAAAUGAAGGUACCAGUGCUACCCCAAAGCACAUCAACAGACUAGAGGUCCCCUUGCAGACUUCUGUAUCAGAAGGAGCCUCAAAUGAAUCACAGAAAGUGAAAGAAUGUCUGCAGAAGUCAUCCAUCAACAGUACCCUACAGGCAAGUCAAUGUGUCUCACCGCUUAGGAGCUCUCCAAAGCCUAAGGAUCUGAGAAUGAGUCCUGGUGAAAUGCUGACAGACAAUCAGAUUCAAGCAGCUUCAAAGGAAGAAGAGAACACAACUCAGGGCACUUCCAUGAUAAAAAAUUCAGCUCCUCUUGCAACAUCAAACAAGGCAGAGGUGAGGUCAUUUUCUAGCAAUACAAAAGGUCACGUGACCACAUCCAAAGAGAUUGAGUUACCCAUACAAGUGAGGUCAAUAUCCAGUGAUAGACCAAAACCUUUCGUGCCACCAAAACCCAGCUAUAAACAGCCAUUAACAGAAAUGAGGUCAAUAUCAAGUGACCUUCCUAAAACAGACAUCGCACCAACAUCAUCUAUUUUCAAACAGCAAACACAUUUAAAGAGCGAUGUUAAGAAAAAUGAGACGUCAACAGCAACACCCAGGGAGCAAUUAACUGAGGUAGUACCAAACAACAACAAAAAAUUAGCCGUAUCAGCAGUAUCAAGCUACAAACCUCCAUCUAUGCCAAUGACGACAGUGUCAGGUUCUGUGCAGAAAUCAACAACAACCUCAGUUGCUACUGGUAGGCAAGAGGUAUCUACAACUUCAGUGCAAAAUCUCAACAACUGGCAGCAACUGAACAUGACCCUCAGUCAAGAACAGGUGAUUCCAGGCACUUCUUGUGCAUCCAGUCAUCCAGUCUUGCCAGUAGCAUCACAAGGUCAUACCUACAAACAGCCUUCAAAAACAGCAUCCUUUAACAACCAGUUGCUUAAAGAGGACUUCCAUUUCCAUGCAUCAGAUGAUCCUCCCAGCUACGAUGAACGAGAAAGCUUUAGCCCUUUGCUGCUUUCUGAUUUGCCCCCAAGAAAGCUGAACCGAUACCAUCCCACCAACAAACAUUCUCCAUGCUCCUGCACAACAGCUUCCCAGCCUCAUCUUGGCCAUCCCUACCAUGGCUCACAAACCCGCACGCCACCAGCUCCACAGUCACCAGGGCAGGGGCUUUUAUUUCCAGGCGCACCACCGCAGGCCCAGGUCCGUCCUCAUCAAUGCAGACAAGACAGCCAGCCCUUAAAUUUCCCACCAGUCUCACCCAAGACCACAUUACCUCAGGCUCCACCCAUGAUUCAACCCUUGCACCACUCCUAUCCCUACCCUGCUCCAGUCGCACAGGCCUUUGGUGAUGAACAACAAGCUUCUUCCACUCAGCAGAUGGACAGACUUUCAGCUAAUCGCCGAUCACCACAAGCUGCAAGUGGUGCAGCUUAUCGUGAGCAUGGCCGUUCACCCAAUAUAGCUCUGGAUCCCAGAUCCCAGUUUUUCGGUUCGCAUGAUUUACCGCCAGCUUUUGGCCAUGAUUAUGGAAGUGAUGGUCCUGGGGCUGGUAGUGUCUUAUACCCGGAAAAUGCAAGUGGUCUUGGGUAUGGGCAAGGCCCUCGUCGUAUACUCCUCGACCCUGAAACUGGAAAGUACUUCUAUAUUGAAGUACCAGUGCAGCCACUGAGAAAAAUGUUGUUUGAUCCAGAAUUGGGGCAGUAUGUAGAAGUUCUCAUACCGCAACAGGCUAUGUCCCAUUCUGGUAUGUAUCCCCCAACUGCUGCUCCAUACCCCUCACUCCAUGGUCCCGGGUUAUAUGCACCACAGUACCUCCCAUAUGCUGCGCCACCACAUCCUCAAUCUGCCCAGCAACCACGGCAUCCAGAGACCUCUGUCUCCACUUCACUCCAUCAAACCAGCAUGGGAUAUGGAAGCUCAGCAAGCCAGACUCCGAAAUCCGAAGCAAAAAGCCAUCCAUCGCUGGAUCAGAGUUAUUUAGAGAGCAUGUAUUACAUUCCCACUGGGAUGAAUGCAAGCCCUAAUUCUGCACCUUCAGACUGCUACCACAAACCAUCACCAAAUAUGCCUGCCACUGGGGGCAGGAGAGCAUGAAAUAGUAAUAUAUGUAACAUAUUUACUACUGCAGUCCCUGGUGGUAGAACAGCUUUCUGAGUAAAGUUGGAUGACACACCUAAAA
This is a messenger RNA of Colossoma macropomum (tambaqui), 7307 nucleotides long. RefSeq lists its product as uncharacterized. NCBI's taxonomy places the organism in Eukaryota, Metazoa, Chordata, Actinopteri, Characiformes, Serrasalmidae. The record is from RefSeq and is a predicted model, not a curated record. The coding region runs from base 236 to 7222 and encodes 2328 amino acids. The transcript is spliced from 2 exons. Gene Ontology annotation, cellular component: nucleoplasm.